AUGGAAACGAAUGGAAACGACUCGAACGAGAUCUUUGUCUACACUGGGCAGCCCAGAAGCGAAAUACCAGAGGAUGUUACUCAAGUUUCGGUUGCAGACUCGGUACAAAAGAUACCAGACCGUGCGUUUCAAGGCUGUGGAACGCUUGUCCUUGUUUCGAUCCCCAAGACUGUUGAAAAUAUUGGCGACUCUGCCUUUUCCCAAUGUCCCAGGCUGAAGAAGGUGGCACUUCAUAAAGGACUGAAGGUGAUUGGGUGCCAGGCAUUUUCGGUAUGUAGAUCGCUAGUGGAUAUUGACCUCCCGGACGGACUGGAACGAAUUGGGGCACGUUGUUUUUUAAUGUGUGUCUCGCUCCUCGACGUAUCCAUACCAACAACAGUGGAGAAGAUUGAAGAAGCUACCUUCUUUGCCUGCAAAUCCCUUGUCAGUGUAGGUCUUCACAAUCGGAUAAAUGGUAUUGGCGGUCAUGCCUUUGUUGACUGUGCUUCCCUCGUCGAGAUUGAUCUUCACGAAGGUCUGAAAAGUAUUGGCUAUGGGGCGUUUAGUCGUUGUAUUUCACUGAAUGCCGUUGCCUUUCCAUCCAGUUUGGAACUUAUUGCAUCUCAGGCCUUUUGUGAUUGUGCUAGUCUGCUCGGUGUUGAGAUUCCAGCUGAUACAAAGGGAAUUAAGGUUGGCAACGAUAGCUUUAGGGGCUGCAAAUCGCUGGUCACUUACUCCAUUUCAGAUGGCUCUUUACAGAAUUUCGCAGGCAAUCAUGGUAUUGGGGGACUUGAACUUUUGCACGUUGAUUGUACCGGUACAAGGACUAUUUGCCGUGACAGAUGGAGUGGCUUCCCCAUUCAUGAUUUAUGUUACCACUCUUCUCGCACUACAGUGGAAGAGCUUGCUGCAGCAAUCGACUCCUGUGAAUCGUUAGAAGAUUCCCUGGAAGAUGCGAUGGGCAUGACGCCAUUUCAUAUAGUCGCAACAUCCUCAAAACCUAGGGUCGAGAUUUUCCAGUGUCUACUAGACAGGUACUCUUUGGCGGCGCUGGAGUAUACAGACAAAUUUAGCCAUACAAUGAUGGAUUACUUGUUGAAGAAUCGAUCCAGCAAGGUUGUUCUUCUGAUACACUUAAUUCUUGAAACAGCCAUUGCGGAUCAAGUAUCUGGUUGGAGCCCAGUUUGGAAGGAUAGAUUCGGUCUGUCAGGACAAGAAAUUAGAUCGAUGAUUCGAAGUGACGAUGAUAUCACGGAGAGACGAAAACAAGUGUUACAGUUAUUGGAACAUGCGGGACAAUGCAUCAGAAAGGAAAUGAUCUCGCUACUGGAGCUAUCAUUGUGGAAGAUGAAGAUGGAUUCGGCAAACAUGUUAGGAUCGGUGGAUGAUUUCAGCACUCGUCGAGAAAGAUGUCGACUUCAAUGCGGCGCAGACAUUGUGGUUGACAAUGUUUUUGAGUAUUUGUUUGAUCGUGGGAAAGAAUCGAAGUGCUCUACUGCUUUGUCGGUGUGUCCACUUUGCUCUCUCACCAGUCUGGCAGCAGAGUGA
Messenger RNA from Cylindrotheca closterium, 1527 nucleotides. The record is from the annotation of a GenBank genome assembly. NCBI's taxonomy places the organism in Eukaryota, Bacillariophyta, Bacillariophyceae, Bacillariales, Bacillariaceae.